GCCUGACGACAGACGGCCCCGGUCGGGUUGACCACGUCAGAGGGCAACACAACCCGACUGAUCGGACUCCGAGUCAAAGUGCACACAGGAAGUCGCUUCUGGUCCAACUUUCUCUUCGAUGAUCUCCAACGCCCGCCACCAUGCAGCGGUGUUAUGGCAAAGUCCCGGCUCGGUUCUGGGUCUCGCCGAUCGGCAUUUCGUGUGUUUUGGCGUUGUGUGUCGCACCUGUAACGCUACACCCGCAGUGUUUGGACUUCAAGCCGCCCUUCCGACCGCAGAGGGAGAUAGAGUUCUGCGUAAUGUACAAGGAGUUCGGCUGCUGUGAUUAUCAGAAAGACCAGGACCUGAUGAGAAAGUAUUACCAGAUUAUGGAUAACUUUGAUUAUUAUGGAUACGCCAACUGUGCUGGUUUCGUGCUGGAGCUGCUCUGCCAGGAAUGCUCUCCAUAUGCAGCCCACCUCUUUGAUGCCGAGGUCCCGAGCACCCCGAUCAGGACCAUCCCCGGCCUCUGUCCGGACUACUGCUCCAAGUGGAGGAAGUGCAGCUCUACCAUCCCUUACCUGUCCGACGACCCACACAUAGCCAAAGUCAAACUAGACCAGACACGUGUCUGCCAGUACCUGGAACUAGACGACGUUGACUACUGCUACCCACACCUUCUCAGCAACGAGAAGCUCACAAAGAAUCUGGGCCGGGUUCAGUCGGACUCGGACGGCUGUCUGCAGCUGUGCCUGGAAGAAGUUGCGAAUGGGCUGCGGAACCCGCUGGCAAUGGUGCACGCCAACGAUGGGACACAUCGGUUCUUUGUGGCAGAACAGGUGGGCUUGGUUUGGACCUAUCUUCCUGACCGGUCCAAACUGGAGAGACCCUUUUUGAACAUUACCAAGGCGGUGUUAACGUCGUCAUGGGAAGGUGAUGAGAGAGGCUUUUUGGGACUCACCUUUCACCCCAAGUACAAGUACAAUGGGAAGCUGUAUGUGUAUUACUCAGUGGAGGUGGGUUUUGAUGAGAGGAUCAGGAUCAGUGAGUUCCAUGUGUCAGCCAAUGACAUGAAUGUGGUGGAUCAUGCCUCUGAGCGGGUUAUUCUGGAGAUCGAUGAACCAGCAUCCAACCACAAUGGAGGGCAGAUUCUUUUUGCAGAUGAUGGCUACUUGUACAUUUUCACAGGGGACGGUGGAAUGGCAGGAGAUCCAUUCGGGAAAUAUGGGAAUGCUCAGAACAAGUCUGCUCUGUUGGGUAAAGUGCUCCGCAUUGAUGUGAAUGACAAUGAGAGAGGCCCGUUGUACAGAAUUCCUCCAGAUAACCCCUUCAUACACGAGCAGGGGGCACGACCGGAGGUAUACGCUUACGGUGUCCGCAAUAUGUGGAGGUGUUCUGUGGACCGGGGCGACCCGUGGACCAAAGAGGGCAAAGGACGUAUCUUCUGCGGGGAUGUGGGCCAGAACAAGUUUGAAGAGAUCGACAUCAUCGAGAAAGGUCGAAACUACGGCUGGAGAGCCAAAGAGGGCUUCUCCUGCUACGAUAAGAAGCUGUGUGCCAACAGCUCGCUAGAUGAUGUCCUCCCUAUUUAUGCGUACCCUCACAAGAUGGGCAAGUCAGUGACCGGCGGCUAUGUUUACCGAGGCUGUGAAUACCCCAACAUGAACGGCAUGUACAUAUUUGGAGACUUCAUGAGUGGGCGUUUGAUGAGUCUGCGGGAGGACAGAAGCACAGGGAACUGGAAUUACAAUGACAUCUGUAUGGGGAUGGGCCUGACCUGUGCCUUCCCUGGACUCAUCAACAACUACCACCAGUACAUCAUCUCCUUUGCAGAGGAUGAAGCUGGCGAGCUGUACUUCAUGUCGACUGGAAUACCGAGCGCUACGUCACCUUCAGGAGUCCUUUAUAAAGUGGUGGACCCUUCGAGACGUGCUCCACCGAGACAAUGCCACUACGACCCUCUUCCUGUCAGAGUGAAAAGUAACCUCAUCAAGUUUGUUCCCCAGGAAACGUUAAUCGGUGUUGAUCCACCCAACAAAAUCCAGCCUGAGCCACAACCCACAGAGUCCUACGACUGGCUCCAGGAGCUCAUUGACCGUCUAGGAGGACCAGACCUGACCACUGCUCUGCCAACCACAACCACCACCAAAUCCACCAGAGAUUUGAGGCGGAAAGGCAGACGCAGGAAGGGCAAAUCCAGAACGGAGAGCAUGCCCGAGCUCCAGAACGGAGUGGUGAGGCUGGUUGGGGAUGAACAAGGCCGCAGCGACCGUGGACGGGUAGAGAUCUACGUUAACGGGGAGUGGGGCACCGUGUGUGACGACCUUUGGACCACCAAGAAUGCUGCAGUGGUUUGCCAGCAGCUGGGCUUCAGCUACGCUUUAAAGGCAGCCAGGAACUCUGAGUUUGGGGAGGGGAAGGCUCUGCAGAUUCUCCUGGAUGAUGUUCAGUGCGAAGGGACCGAGUCCAGCCUGCUGGACUGCAAACACGCCGGCGUGGGGACACAUAACUGUGCCCAUUAUGAAGACGCCGGGGUGAUCUGUGGCAACUCGGACUCUGUCCUAGAAGUCUGAAUGUUGGACUAUUAUAAAAUUUAAGCUAAUUAUCAAUAAACUAACCUGUUCCACCCUGAAUUUAACGGUCAAUCUACUCAUGAAGGAGCAGACCAAACAUAGAGCACAUGACUUUAUGUCUUGAUAGUUCCGGCAGACACAAUUGAUGGAAGAAAUUUGCUCUAAAUUUUUGUAAUUUUGUUGUCAGCCCAUCACAAUAAAAAGUCUUAAUCUUGUAGGACAGUGGUUCCCAAAGUGCGAUCUGGAGACCCCCAGGGGGUCCUUAAGGGGUUUCGAGGGGGUCCUGAACAAAAGGAGGAAUAUUUUAUUUUCACACUAGUUCCAUCCAUAAUUAACAAGUCACAAUAACUGCAUCGUUCCUAAGACGCAGAUCUUUCCAUUGAUUUUGAGUGGGGGUAGUGUAUUUGUUUGUGCAUCCGAAAUUCCAUACUAAAAUGCUAUUUAGUAGGUUGAAACCGUAUGUGAGAUGUUUUUAGUACGUCCGAAACCUUAGUAUGAAACCAAUAGAACGUGAAU
Etheostoma cragini (Arkansas darter) is the source of this 3068-nucleotide messenger RNA. Its product is annotated as HHIP-like protein 1. The record is from RefSeq and is a predicted model, not a curated record. NCBI's taxonomy places the organism in Eukaryota, Metazoa, Chordata, Actinopteri, Perciformes, Percidae. Gene Ontology annotation, cellular component: membrane.